Fibroporia radiculosa is the source of this 342-nucleotide messenger RNA. RefSeq lists its product as uncharacterized. Bases 1 to 342 code for a protein of 113 amino acids. The record is from RefSeq and is a predicted model, not a curated record. The transcript is spliced from 2 exons. NCBI's taxonomy places the organism in Eukaryota, Fungi, Basidiomycota, Agaricomycetes, Polyporales, Fibroporiaceae.
AUGCACCAGAAUAUGGAGCAUGGGAACCGCCUGGACGAGAACACCUUUCAAGGCUAUUACGACAAUGCCCUCAAAGUGUACAAGCAGAGUUUUCUGCUUAUGCAGGCUCCUAAAGACAAAGCAGCUAGGCAGACUUGGUUUCGUGAGUGCGAUGCUCUAAUUGCCCAUCCCAAGACAGAAUCGGAAGACUAUGUUAUGGCCACGUUUGCUGCCAACGCAGCUGUUCAGGUCUGGCAAAUGCAUGAAUUGUCAGAAUACAUGAGAGUGAAAGGAGAGAUUGCUGCUGGCGAGAUUAUGUGGAAUGCAAGGAAGAAACUGCAAGCACCUUCAUGCUCCGUGUAA